CCUCGGGGGCCCGGACCCCCCCUAUUUCCUCCGGAAAGGGGUCCGGUGCCACCACGUGCCACCAAGGUGGCGACUCCAGGGUCGGCCCUGCCACGUGCCCGUGGCAGAAGGCCCUCUGCAGGACGCCAGCCCAACAACCGCAUUAAAUGCGGGUAGGUGGGCUGUGCGUGCCCAAGUCAAAGUAUGGUCUGCCCAACUGACACCACGGAAAGCCCGCCUGUUACCGAGAUGGCGCGUCACUGUGCCCUGUGCGCAGGCAAACGGAGUGUAGUCACAUCACGGCGUUGUGCGUGGGUGAUGAUGGCCUGCUGCAGGUGAGUCGAGGCAUGCGCUGUAACAGUGUGCGCGGAGGCGACGGUGCGGCGGGUCAGCACUGCUUCUUCGCCUGUCAGAGGUCCUGACCCAACAAUGGCAGCACGGCUUCCACUAUUGGGUAACACUGACAGCAGUCACUGUGCCGGCAAGGUGGCACACGGCCAUAUCUUGGCUGUAGAUGCGCACAUCAACUUCCCGAUAGCAAGGACUAUGGAGAGGAGCUGGAGAUGAAGAUCUCCAUAUCUCUCGUAGAACAUGCUCCUGUUGGCCGGGCCCACCUAUCGGGGCCCCGCACGGUGUAAGUACACCCUUUGGACUAUAAAAAGGAGAGUGUACUCGUUAGAAGGGGCCAUCUUAGCCCCCCACUUAGGCUUACACAAGGACACACCGGAACAUCCAUCUCAAGUUCCCUCCAGGCUUCCACAAUCAAUACAACACCCAAGUGGACGUAGGGUAUUACGUUCCGGCGGCCCGAACCACUCUAAAAUCCUUGUGUCUUUCCUGUGUUCAUCCGCCCAUCGAUCAAGCGCUCCUAGGUCUCCCCCAAACUCUUCCUUAACUAGGAUUAGGCGGGUGCAUUCCGCCACCCGGCUGGAGAUUUCCUCCGACAUAUUUAAUGAUGGAAAAACAUACCUGGUUUUGGCAUUUAAAAACUUAAGCAGUGGGAAUGCUUCUUGUAAGCUAUUAAAGAUGAAAGCAUAUUUCUUGGAUUAUAUUUGGUGGUUGUGCUUGCAUCAUAUAUUGAUCAUUGAUGAAAAGAGUUGCUCCUCCUUUUUCUUCAAGAUCUCUCAGAGUAUAUAUUUUCAGUAGCUGCUUGCUUGGUUAAGACCAUGCAAACGUCCCUAUAAAAAAGGCAUAUAAGUGUCCUUUGGAAAAAUGCAAUUUAUUAUGUUUGCUAUACAGAUAUUCUUGCAUCUCUACCUUUUUUCCACUUGUAAACUGAAUUUUUAUACUGUUCUCUUGACUCUAAAAAUACGAAUCACUAUUCACGUAUUGUUGACUCUUGUCACCCUUUCAUGUGGCAGGAGUGAUGCACUGAUGGAGACUCUUGGAUUAUAACUGCAGUUUCCCCUUAAUUUUUUCCAGCCGUCCCUAACAAUGUGGCAUCUGAGGCUUAUAGCUAUUCUUUCUGCUGCUCUUUUCUUUACGCACGUUCCUUGUGCCAGAGGUGCUGACCUGAACUCCGAUAAGCAGGCCCUUCUUGCAUUUGCUGCGUCACUGCCUCAUGGCAGAAAGCUCAACUGGACCUCCACAACCCAAGUAUGCACAUCCUGGGUUGGGAUUACAUGCACACCUAAUGGUAAGCGUGUACGUGAAGUGCGGCUACCUGCAAUAGGGCUAUUUGGUCCUAUCCCUGGGGGCACACUUGGCAAGCUUGAUGCCCUAGAGGUGUUGAGCCUUAGGUCAAAUCGUCUCACUAUUAAUCUCCCUCCUGAUGUAGCAUCCAUUCCUUCUCUGCACUCCCUUUAUCUUCAGCACAAUAACUUGUCCGGAAUUAUACCAAGCACAGUGUCUUCCAGCCUAACAUUCUUAGACCUGUCAUAUAAUUCCUUCAAUGGAGAAAUCCCGUUGAAAGUGCAAGAUAUCACUGGACUGACUGCAUUGCUUCUCCAAAACAACUCUCUUUCUGGACCCAUCCCUGACCUUCACCUCCCCAAAUUGAGACAUUUGGAUUUGAGUAACAAUAACCUCAGUGGACCUAUACCACCUUUCCUGCAGAAGUUCCCAGCUAGUUCUUUCUUCGGAAAUGCCUUUCUAUGUGGAUUUCCACUGGAACCAUGUCCAGGAACCACACCUUCUCCAAUAUCACCGUCACCCCAAAAUGGCCAAAGAAGCAUAUGGAAAGGGCUCAGCCGUGGUGUCAUUGUUGCAAUAGCUGCUGGAGUAGGGACCAUAGUAUUGCUUUUGAUUAUCAUCCUCUUGGUAUGCAUCUUCAAAAGAAAGAAAGACAGAGAGCCUGGUGCGGCAUCAUCUUCAUCCAAAGGAAAGGCUAAUGCUGGUGGAAGGGCAGAAAAAUCCAAGGCAGAAUACAGCAGCGGUAUUCAAGAAGCAGAGAGGAAUAAAUUGUUUUUCUUUGAGGGAUGUUCAUAUAAUUUCGACUUGGAGGAUUUGUUGAGGGCUUCAGCUGAAGUCCUUGGAAAAGGAAGUUAUGGGACUACCUACAAAGCUGUUCUUGAGGAUGGCACGACUGUAGUGGUCAAGAGACUGAAGGAAGUGGUGGCAGGAAAGAAGGAAUUCGAACAGCAGAUGGAGCUAAUUGGCAAGGUUUGCCAGCAUCAGAACACCAUCCCAUUGCGUGCUUACUAUUACUCCAAGGAUGAGAAGCUCUUGGUGUAUGACUAUGUCCCGUUGGGUAGCCUUUCUGCUGCUUUGCAUGGGAAUAAAGCUGCUGGAAGAAAUCCACUGGACUGGGAGGCGAGAGUGAAAAUAGCUCUGGGCACUGCACGCGGGAUGGCUUAUCUUCACGAGGAGGGUGGCGGGAGGUUCGUCCACGGGAACAUCAAGUCAAGCAACAUCCUCAUCUCCCAGGAACUCAGCGCGUGCGUCACCGAGUUCGGCCUCGCCCAGCUCAUGGCCCCGCCCCACGUCCACCCGCGGCUCGUCGGCUACCGCUCGCCCGAGGUCCUCGAGACCAAGAAGCCGACGCAGAAAUCCGACGUCUACAGCUUCGGCGUCCUGCUCCUCGAGAUGCUCACAGGUAAAGCCCCUCUGCGAUCCCCCGGCCGCGAGGACUCCAUCGAGCACCUCCCCCGGUGGGUGCAGUCCGUGGUGCGGGAGGAGUGGACGUCGGAGGUCUUCGACGUCGACCUGCUGAGGCACCCGAACGUCGAGGACGAGAUGGUCCAGAUGCUCCAGGUCGCUAUGGCGUGCGUUGCCGUCGUCCCCGAGGAGCGGCCUCGGAUGGAGGAGGUGGUCGGGAGGAUCGAGGAGAUCCGGAACUCCUACUCGGAGACGAAGACCUCCCCGGAGGAUAACCCGAGGGAGGGAGCCUUCUGAAUCAUCUAUCCGUAGCAGCACAGCAAUAACAUGGCGUCUUUAGAGGAAAAAAUAGGUUUGACAGCUCUGCAUUAUUUAGUGGGUGUGUGUCCAGUGAAGCUUUGCAGUUGGUUCCUGAUCAUUCUUUGGUGAAAUUGUUUCCUGUUCUUUGGUUCCAUGAUGUUAGCACUGGUGGUGGUUUUGUUUCUCUCUAGCACUGCUGAUGAUCAUCGUAGGGUGUUAAUCUGACGAUUGUGCUGCGACUCAGUUUGAGAAAGCUCUUUAAAGUUUGUGUUGUCGAAGGAGCA
Panicum hallii is the source of this 3599-nucleotide messenger RNA. Its product is annotated as probable inactive receptor kinase At5g58300. Gene Ontology annotation, molecular function: protein binding; protein kinase activity; ATP binding. The record is from RefSeq and is a predicted model, not a curated record. Gene Ontology annotation, biological process: protein phosphorylation. The transcript has 2 exons. NCBI's taxonomy places the organism in Eukaryota, Viridiplantae, Streptophyta, Magnoliopsida, Poales, Poaceae. The coding region runs from base 1414 to 3312 and encodes 632 amino acids.